This is a messenger RNA of Haliotis rufescens (red abalone), 6514 nucleotides long. Its product is annotated as kelch-like protein 21. The transcript has a single exon. The coding region runs from base 403 to 2184 and encodes 593 amino acids. The record is from RefSeq and is a predicted model, not a curated record. Gene Ontology annotation, molecular function: protein binding. NCBI's taxonomy places the organism in Eukaryota, Metazoa, Mollusca, Gastropoda, Lepetellida, Haliotidae.
GAUGGCUGCUAAGGUUAGAAGGGCAUGGUGACGGACUCACGUGUAUUUGGUUACGGCGUAAUCUGACGGUUAUGUGAGUGGAAUCAUACGCUUGGCUACCUCGUCAUUGUCUAUCUUGGCCUCUUGCUUCACACUGUGGCAUAGAGUUUUGCAUGAUAGCUAUAUGAACGCUCAUACACAAAACAUUUUCUACGCAGCAGACGGUUUAGCAUAGGGCUUAGUGUAACGGACUGAUCACAGGCACAAAGGCAUUGAUUUGGAUACAACUGACUUGAAUGUGACAGGUUCAAAGUACAGGCGGUAACGCUUCCGAUUUUAUUAUUGUGGUGAUUAAGCUAUUGAACACCUCUCUCCAAGGUGCCCACGGCGAACGGCGGAUCGAAUUCUAAUACACACGUUGGUAUGAAACCGGGAGAGCGGCCCAUUGCCAAGGUAGAUAUGGCGAGACGAGGAAGCGAGGCGUCCAUGGAGGGACAACAGACGAGCUACAUGCUGUUUAACAAGCAAAACUAUGGCCUGGAACUACUCACCCGACUUAAUGCUUUCAGGGGCGAGGGUGCCUUCACUGAUGCCAUAUUGUGUGUCGGACAGGAAGAGUUUCCCUGUCAUCGAAAUGUCUUGGCAGUAAGCAGUCCUUAUUUCCGCGCCAUGUUUACAAGUGAUUUGAAAGAAAGUAGGGAGGCAAGGAUCCCAUUCAAUGACGUUUCACCAUGGACUUUGAAGAGGGUCAUUGACUAUGCUUACAGUGGGCGGUUGGAAAUAACAGUAGAAAAUGCUGAAGAGAUGUUGGCAGCUGGUGGUCAUUUCCAGUAUCCAGACAUUGUUGGAGCUUGUUGUGAGUUUUUGCAAAAACAAUUGCAUCAGUCUAACUGUUUAGGAAUAGAAGCCCUCGCUCUUCUUCAUGGAGAGGACUGUAAACAGUUACAAGAACAGUCAAACAAGUUCACUCUGGAAAAUUUCAGUUGUGUUGUAGAAUGUGAUGAAUUCUUGGACCAACCUGUAGAUCGGGUUAUCACCUAUGUUUCAAGUGAUUUGAUAGAUGUGAGAACAGAGGAAACUGUACUAGAUGCUGCCUUGAGGUGGAUCAAAUAUGAUUUGGAUGAAAGACAAGUUCAACUGCCUCAUUUGCUUGAACAUUUACGUUUGCCCGUGUUAGAUAUCAGUACACUACAGUCAAUGGAAAAAGAUCCCCUCAUCAGAGGCAAUGAAAAGUGUUUGGAAAUGGUACAUGAUGCCAUGGAACAACACGAAUCUAUCAUCGACCAACAUGGGCGCCGUAGACGCAGCAUGCAGAAUGCCCAGAUCCACCCAAGACCAUCAACCGUUGCCAAGGAGGUGCUAGUCGUAGUUGGCGGAAUCAACAGCUACAUUACUAAAAGUGUAGAAAUGUAUGACUUACAAAAGAAUAAGUGGAUGCCUCUGCCUGAUUUUCCAAAAGCAAUGUCUUGGUUUUGUGUAGGGGCAGUGAACAACUCUAUCAUUGUUACCGGUGGGAUUCUGGAUGGUCAUAUUGUGCCUCACGUGUGGAAGUUUGAUGUUGUCAAAAGAACGUGGCAUCAAGUUGAGUCCAUGCACAAACCUCGUGCCCACCAUGCGUCAGCUGUGCUAGAUGACUAUCUGUACGUCAUCGGAGGAAUAACUGAUGGCAACAAUGUCCCUGUGGACAUUAUCGAACGCUACGACCCGUACAAGAACUGCUGGACCAAGGUAGGGGAAGCCAACUUUCCAAGACGCGAGUCACAGAUCGUGGCCCACAACAACACACUGGUUGAAGUCGGGGGAUUGCAAGGAGACGCCAGGGUGAAAACAAUGGACAGUUACCUGUGCGCCAAAGAUCUUGUCAAACCUGCAGGGGAGCAAUUUAUUCUACCAGAAAGUAUCCAGUUCUCAGAAAUUGUUUCCUUGCACGGAAUCUUCUACAUCAUAUGGGAAGACUCAAAGAAAGUGAUUGCCCUAAAUCCUCUGAAACGGACAUUCCGGCGCCUGCCCGACAUGCAGCAUUGCCAUCUACAUUGUUCAGCUGUUGUGUUAAAUGAGAAUAUCUAUGUGACAGGAGGACAGGUGGAUGGAAAACCAAGUAACGUUGUCGAGUGCUACGAUCCUGUCGCUAACAAGUGGACUAUCGAAAAAUCAAUGAUCGAGAGCCGUGCUUUCCAUGGAUGUGUAUGCCUACAGAUGUGCUAAUAUUCACACCCGGAUAAUGAUGUCAUAUAUUCUGACCAGGACGACUGUGUGAGAAAAGUGUUAUCUCUGAUGACGUUUGUUUACAUGUGAGGUGUGAUACUUUGUGUGCUUGUGUAAUGGUGCUUUCAAACUCGUAAAAAAAUUGUUGUACAAACUUUUCAUUGGUUGUGAAUGAGGAGUUGAAUACACAGAGAUCAGGGUACAGUAUGUUACAGCUGCUGAAGCUAGAGGUUACUUAGUCUGUUUCAACCUAUGAUUAUGAUUAUCAUAAGGGAUGAUAAAAAGCAGGUAUAAUUGUACUAUCAAUAUAAUAUAACUUGACUCUGGUCAUGCUCAUUCAUGGUCAAUCAUGUCUUCUGUAGGGGUGUCAUUGAUAAAAAAAUUUAGUAUCAGUAUAUCGACCCAAAGUUAUUGCAAUAAUAUAUCAAUACAUCAUUUAAUAAAAAAAAUAGUUAUUCGGUAUGUGUAUAGAUGAAAAUUACCUAUGUAGACCUGCAAUUAAUCAUUAAUAAUCAAAGCCAAAUAUGAACUCGCUUGAUCCAUUACAUGUUUUGACUUGAAUUAAUGUUCUGCCUUUUCAUUGUCCAUCUUAAUCAUGGCAAUCUUUAUAAAAGUAAACAUUUCAUUUGGAGUGAAUUACUUAUUUAGUACUAAUAAUCAUAAAUUUGUAUUGAUAUAGCAUCAACAUUAAAAAUUUACCACCGAUACAUCAAUAUCACGAUGACAUCCUUUGUGUGUUAUUUGGUUUUUCAUAAGCAAUACAUUGAAAAGUAACUUCAGAAAACAAAAACAGUUUGCUUUUGUUACUGUCAUUUCCAAGAGAGGCGUUUUCAUUCAUAUAUGUGUGAGCUCGUUGUGAGGAACACCUGUGUGUAAUUCUUAAGAUAAGCACAAUAUGUUAAGCCUCACUUUGUUAUCUCUACUUUGAAAAAUUUACAUUUCACUUGAGUUGACAUUAAUUCAUACCCUUUUAAUCUGCUCAUCUACAAAAGCUAUGAGUGGCCAGUACUGUUAGGGUAGGAUUUGACACUACCAGGUGCCUGAAUGAAACUGCUCAGUGUUAAACAUAUAUUGACACAUAUAAGUAGGUUUAAGAAAAUACUUUAAUUUGAUAAACAGAAAAUAUUUCCUAGAUGAUUACUGGAAUUUCAUCAUGUUUAUAAAAAGAGUUGUUAAACUUUAAAAUAAGCUUGAAAUACUACAAGAAUAGACUUGAAUUGUGCAGUUAUGAAGAAAAAUAGAAUUUUAUCAAAAUGAUAAGGAAUGGAGAGCAGAGACCAUGCUAAGAGAUUAAGUAACAUUAAAGGAGAUCAUAUUAUUUCUUCAGCUGAUUUUGAUAUUGUUGAUGUUUACUUUGUUGUUAUAGGUCUUCAUCCUUUAGUUAGCCUUCAACCUGUCAGGGACCAACAUCUAGUUAUCUGGAGAGGGGAGACAGGAUAUUUUUGGGGGGUCAAUGAUUUAAAACAUGCAGUUUCUUCUUUGAAAAGAGGAGCCAGACAAUGUUAUGUUUUACCCCCCAUUUAUUUCAGGACAUCCAAGCAAGGGGGUAGAACCAGGGCAAAAAUAUUUUUUCACAAUAUAAUCCGAAACAAACUAUCAUUAUUUUUAAAAAAAACACCCUAACCCCCCUCCCAGGAAUAUGAAAUGGUUUGUCCCGAAGCUCUGUGCUUGAAUCUCUUUUUCAGACCUAUUAUAUAUACUGAGAAUCUCCCUUGUUAUAUUUUCUGAACAUUUUCUGUGCUUUGUAUUCUUGGCCACAACAGUGUAAACUUUCAUAUGAAAAUGUGGGGCGGUCGGGUAACCUAGCAUUCGCUCGUCACACUGAAGACCUGGGUUCAAUUCCCGACAUGGUUACAAUGUGUGAAGCCCAUUUCUGGUGUCCCCCGUCGUGAUAUUGCUGGAAUAUUGCUAAAAGCGGCGUAAAACCAUACUCACUCACUCACUCAUUGAACUGUUUGAAUACAUGCCUUCGUGGCACUGUCUGUCUGUCUAACUGUUGGAUAUAUUAGUUCUUAAAGUUAAAGCAAAGGUUUAUAUCAUCUUUAGCUUUAUUGAAGUAGCAUUUUCGUUUUUAAAAUACACACCAGUUAUCAGAGAUGAAAAAGAUAACUUUACUCAGUAUUUGAAGGUGAGCUUCUGUAUCUGCGGCUUCAAACGUUAGUUCAACUUUGAUCAUACUGAUAUAGAUAGGCAUUGACUUGUAACUGUUUAUGUUGUAGAAAUGUUUAUGUUGGUGAAAAGUGUCAAAGACACUUUACCUGUUUAGGGAAACUAAGAAAUAUGUAAUGGUUAUUAAACAUGUUAAAUGAAAAAAAUGAUUUACGGGUAAUAUAAUUCCAUCUGAAUUAUUCAUAAAAUGAAGAAUUCCAAAUACAUUGAUCUUAACUUUGUUAAGCAGUAUAUGGUAAAUGCAAUUUAUUAACUGUUAAACUUGAUGACACUGACAAUUAUGUGUUAUCUGCUGUUUUUUCUUGAAUAUUCAAUGACAUUAAUGAGAUACAGUGAUGGUUCAUAUUUUAAAAACUUAAGAUUUCAAUUUGUUGACUAUUUCAAUUCAGAGUUCUUAUGAAGUUAUUGUUCAAGGUAGUUGUUGUUGCUGUUAUCAAAGAUUGAAGUACGACAUGUAUUUGAAAUGUACAAAUUGUUCCUUUACCUCUGUUCCUGUGUUUCUCCCGGUACAUCCGUCCCUGUAUAUAGGUCGAUGUUGAACUGUUUAGUGGAAGAAUAGUGGGCCAUGACACACAAAUUCAAUUUAUUUUGAAACGCAUGCUAAGAUAUUUUUUCCCUAAAAAGGCUAGUUGCUUACAUUGAAAUCAAUCAAAUAUAGAUGGGUGACACUUGAUAUGUUGGAUUACUGAAAGAAUGUGAUUUUUAGUUGGUUCAACUUGUUCAGACAUAUGCAACACUCUAAACUAAUGUGUAGGUAAGGGUUAUACUAGAGACUGGAUUUUAUAGUUAGCAGUCAGCAGAGUUGGCUAGUCCGAAGCCAGAGUCUAGUCAAAUUGUAUUCGGUCUAGAAAGCUUAGAUUAAGAUGCCCAUAUAUGGUAAUGUCUCCCCCACCCAAAAUAUGUGGGUUUCCGGUUUCUCGACUGACCCUAAUCCGGCCUUUGACCCUUAGCCUUUUUUCUCGCUUUUCGAGUUGCACCUUGGUUUUAAUCACCAAUGACGGUAUUGUCCAUACUUUAUGCCACAAGCGUAAUUUUGUUGUGCUUCACUAUAGAUAGACUAGUCAUUAUCUUUAUUGGAAAUCAGGCUUUUACAAAAGUACAGCCUAAAAAGAUAAUUUUAAAAGGAGGAAGUAAAAAUCAGUAAAAUAAUCGAACCUACUUGCCCAAAUUUUUGAUAGGCUGAAAUGAUGGAAAUGGGAACACACAUUUGAAAAUGAUUCUGCUAUACACUAUUACAUGCUGGACUCUAUAACUAUACUAUACAAACUAUAAUUACUCAAGUACUAAUCAUUGCAGGUAGGUUAUUUCUUCUGACAAUGAUGCUGCUAUUUCACAACAGAUGAAAUACAAUAUUUAUGACAUCUAACAUUUGUAACAUGAAUAAGAAAUACCAGUAAUGAAUUAUUAUUUUAUAUAUUACUUCGAUAUUAUAUCCUCCUUUUUCUUUUGAAGAGUAUAUGGUUUGCAAUUUCAACUCAUAACCUGCUUGACUUGGACGUCAGUGUUGGCAUUUUUGACAGAUGCAAGUUACAAGAGUUAUCUAAUUGUACUUACAUUUUGUACUUACCCCUGUCAUGAUUGAUAUGGUAUAUAUUGUAUCUUUGAUGUAGUGUGUAUGUAAAAUGCAUUAUAUUUUCAUAAGAGAGAGAUCUACAUCAUAUCUAUGGAUUCAGCUAUUUAUACUUUUUGUAACACUGCAUUUUUUGUUGAUGCCAAAUUUGAUACAGUCAGUUUUUAUUUGUUUGAUUUGGACAUAAAUGUUCAGAAAUGAAAUACGAAAACAAUCAAAAUUGAGCCUUUUGAAUUUCCAUGUAUUGUCCUUUCAAUGAUUGCUGCUUCUAAUUUACUCCAAGAAUUAGAUGCUUUAUUUGUUUGAAACAUAUUUUAUUGCCCAAAAAGACAAAGGGAUUGGGCACAAGUGAUUCACUUUGUGAAGCCUUCUCCCUAUUUCAUGCUUUGGGACCCUGGAAUAUAUUCUCUUGUUGCAGCUUUAAAGGUCAGUGUAGUUUUGAUGGUACUGAAGUAUCUCGGUAUCACUAAAGUGUUGGUGUACAGUGGUAAGAUAUAUUAGCUAUUUUUCAAUGCAAUUUGUUAUGAUGUACAUUGCUUGGGUUGUAAAAUCUUUGAGAUAUGAAAUUAAAACAAUGGAAGUACUUGCAAA